AUCCAUUGUGACGUUACACAGUCACAACCUGCCGUCACUCUUUGUGACGAUAAGGGUCGGGUCAACGCAGACAACGUCUUCGGGUCAACAGGGUCAGUGAUAGGGUGUGAAUGUCUGUCGUCACAGUGGAUGACAGUAGAAAAAGAAUCAGAUCCAGAAAAAAAAUCAAGAAUGGAUUCAGAUCGUCCUAAACUAUGCCAAAAGGGUGCAAAUAGUGGCAGCCAUGCCUGGUGACAGGAAACCUGGAGGUGAUGAGCGAAACGAUUUUUUGAUUGCUCCGACUGGAAGCUGGCAGCCAAAAAGAGAAGUGAGAUUUGAGGUUUUCCUAGAGUUGAGCAACUGCCGAAAUGGCACGUGGUGGUGGAAUAACAUGCUAAUUGUAAUUUUCUAUGUGAUUUUUUUUUUUGAAAAGGAGGAAUGCUCCCCGACCUCUGCACACCACUCACACGGCCACAUGUGUACCUACCAUCUGAAACCACUGUAGAGCUCCCGAGACCACACUCCCGAGUCCCGACGUAGACGAUAGCUCGAAUGAUUGUCCGGUCAUGGCGCUCGGCCAACUUUGUACCGCCCAACCAGUACUACUCAGAGCCACAGACCCGGCGAGGCGUGACGACGGCUUCGUGAGUCUCACCCACUCUCCAGAAGCGCAAAACAACACGGGCCGGAAAGGGAGAGGCCAUACCGUAGACCGUAGACGACGGGACGUGCGGCCGUCGAGGCAGAGGCCACCCGCACCGGCCAUUCCCGCGCCCACACACCCCACGCUCGGCUCGGCCGUGCUUCACAUGCCGGUGCCGGCCAAGCCCAAGCCGCCGUUCCUCUCCUCUCCUCUCCACCACCUAUAAAUCCGAGGCGCUGCUACACGCUACAACAACCUCCAACAACAACCAGCGUCAGCGGCAGACCCUCGUGCUGUAGCCUGGUCCUGAACACAGCUGCUCGUGCCGGUGCCGGUGCCAGCGGCAGCCAGAACGUGAAGCGAUGCUGGUGAGGAGCGCGUCCACGCCGGUGCUCGGCGCGCUGCACGCCACCUCCGGGGCCGGCGGCGGCGGCGGCGGCGGCGGCCACUCCCCGGCCGUCCACUUCGCCGAGUCCUCGCCCACGGUCGCGUACCACCCGUCGCCCAUCUCCUGCAGCCUGUCCUCCGACCACGAGCGCUCUCGCGGGGGCGGCCUGCGCCGCGCGUGCUCGGACGGCAACCUGGCCGCGCUGGGCGGCCGCGCGGACGACCUCCACCACCACCACCUGCCGCCGCGGUCCAGGCCGGCGCUCGAGACGAUCCGGUCCUUCACGGCGCGCGACGGGGACAGGGACGAGGAGGAGGAGGAUGAGGACGAUGACCGAGAGACGAGCUUCGGGGCGCUCGGCCUCGGCAGCAGCAUGCACGCGCAGGAGCACCCGCUGUUCCUGGCCAGGGGCCUCGGGAUCGACCGGCUGGGGUCGGGCCUGCUGAACGCCGACUGCGGCGGUGCCGGCGGCAUCGACGGCGGCGGCUACCUGGUGGCCUCCGGCGGCGGGGGAGGGGACGGCUCCGGCAUCGAGAUCCACUACAAGAGGCUCAUCGACGAGGACCCCUGCAACGGCCUCUUCCUCAGGAACUACGCGCAGUUCCUCUACCAGGUGAAGGGGGAUCGCCGGAGGGCGGAGGAGUACUACUCCCGCGCGAUCCUGGCGGACCCCAACGACGGCGAGCUGCUGUCGGAGUACGCCAAGCUGGUGUGGGAGGUGCACGGCGACGAGGAGCGCGCCUCCAGCUACUUCGACCGGGCGGCCAGGGCCGACCCGCACAACACCCACGUCCUCGCCGCGCAGGCCGCCUUCCUGUGGGACACCGACGACGGCGCCGGCCCCGGCCCCGAAGACGGCGACGAUGCCAUGAGCUACGCCGGGUUCCCGGCCGCUCACCCGUCCAUGGCUUCCGCCACGAGCUGAGCUGAACCUCGCCGCGGUCUCUCUGAAGCUGAAGCCGACGCUGAUCGGAGCUAGUGUAGCUGCUUCAGCACCAGUAGAUUCUCUCCCAAUAAUUCCUAGUCGUCCAGACUCCAGCCUGCCUGUAUUGCUUGCUAUAGUGAACAAGUAUAUUCCGAUCC
Hordeum vulgare subsp. vulgare (domesticated barley) is the source of this 2093-nucleotide messenger RNA. RefSeq lists its product as uncharacterized. The record is from RefSeq and is a predicted model, not a curated record. The coding region runs from base 985 to 1935 and encodes 316 amino acids. NCBI's taxonomy places the organism in Eukaryota, Viridiplantae, Streptophyta, Magnoliopsida, Poales, Poaceae. Gene Ontology annotation, molecular function: protein binding. The transcript has 2 exons.